CAGCCCACUGCCAGCUCCAGCUCGCAACCGGAGAGGGGAACCGGCCGGCGUUCGUGUACGCGUCGAGAGCGAGAGCGAGGGCGAUGGAGGUGAGCUCCAUGCCCGCGGCGGCGGCUGUGAUGCUGCUGCUGCUCUCGGCGGCGGCGACCGUGAGGGGCCAGGCGCUGGUGCCCGGCGUGAUGAUCUUCGGCGACUCGGUGGUGGACGCCGGCAACAACAACCGGCUGGCCACGCUGGUGCGCGCCGACUUCCCGCCCUACGGCCGUGACUUCCCGGCAACGCACGCGCCCACGGGGCGCUUCUGCAACGGCAAGCUCGCCACGGACUACACCGUGGAGAACCUGGGGCUGAGCUCGUACCCGCCGGCGUACCUGAGCGAGGAGGCGCAGAGCAACAACAAGAGCCUCCUCCACGGCGCCAACUUCGCCUCCGGCGCCGCCGGCUACCUCGACGCCACCGCCGCGCUCUAUGGCGCGAUCUCGCUGAGCCGUCAGACGGAGUACUUCCGGGAGUACCAGUCGAGGGUGGCGGCGUCGGCCGGCGAGCAGCGCGCCAAGGCGCUGACGUCGGGGUCCAUUUACGUGGUGAGCGCCGGCACCAGCGACUACGUGCAGAACUACUACGUGAACCCGGUGCUGGGCGCCGCCUACACGCCCGACCAGUUCGCCGACGCGCUCAUGCAGCCAUUCACCGCCUUCGUCGAGCGGCUGUACAGCCUGGGCGCCCGUCGGAUCGGCGUGACGUCGCUGCCGCCCAUGGGGUGCCUCCCGGCGUCCGUCACCCUGUUCGGCGGCGGCAACGCUGGCUGCGUGGAGCGCCUCAACAACGACUCCCUCGCCUUCAACCGCAAGCUCGGCGCCGCCGCGGACGCCGUCAAGCGCCGCCGCCCGGACCUCAAGCUCGUCGUCUUCGACAUCUACCAGCCGCUGCUCGACCUCGUCAACAACCCCACCAGCGCAGGGUUCUUCGAGUCGCGGCGGGCGUGCUGCGGGACGGGCACGAUCGAGACGUCGGUGCUGUGCCACCAGGGUGCCCCGGGGACGUGCUCCAACGCCACGGGCUACGUCUUCUGGGACGGCUUCCACCCCACGGACGCCGCCAACCGGGUGCUCGCCGACGCGCUGCUGCUCCAGGGCCUGCAGCUCAUUGCCUGAGACGCGCGGCAGCCUCCCAGACAGAAAAUACCCUCAAAUCCCCGCCGCCCUUCCAUCAUCCUACCAGCAAACGUGCCUUGCUUUCUGUCGUUCUGUGCUGCUUGCUUGCUGUUUGUUUGUUUGCUGUCUGUCCAUCCAUCAGCUCUCGUAGUUUUGUGCUGCUUAGAAACAGUUGGACUCGUGCAUAAGAGUGUUGUUCUGUAUAAUUUUUGUGUUCUUCGCCGUCUUCCCAAUCUGUUCGACGAACUUGGACUUUGGAGUGAUCGACGUUACAGUGACUAGCAUAUUUCGAAGUAUAGCUGUUGGGUUGGGUCUACUCAAAGCGGAGUGCCUUCCUCUGCAGUGCAGCGAGCGAGCACAAAGUACGCCGUGC
Messenger RNA from Panicum hallii, 1527 nucleotides. RefSeq names its product GDSL esterase/lipase At5g03810-like. The record is from RefSeq and is a predicted model, not a curated record. The transcript has 5 exons. The coding region runs from base 84 to 1154 and encodes 356 amino acids. Gene Ontology annotation, molecular function: lipase activity. Gene Ontology annotation, biological process: lipid metabolic process. NCBI's taxonomy places the organism in Eukaryota, Viridiplantae, Streptophyta, Magnoliopsida, Poales, Poaceae.